This is a messenger RNA of Nilaparvata lugens (brown planthopper), 1220 nucleotides long. Its product is annotated as PBAN-type neuropeptides-like. The transcript has 3 exons. Bases 297 to 788 code for a protein of 163 amino acids. Gene Ontology annotation, biological process: neuropeptide signaling pathway. Lineage: Eukaryota; Metazoa; Arthropoda; Insecta; Hemiptera; Delphacidae. Gene Ontology annotation, molecular function: neuropeptide hormone activity. The record is from RefSeq and is a predicted model, not a curated record.
AGUUUAAUUCGAGAAUCCCCGCAGCGCUAGUGAAUGAUACGAGUUACGUUGCAUGCCUAUAAAUGAGGGGACAGCGCGUAUUUAUUUGCUUCAGCUAUGUGAUGAAUUCUCUCAUCCCUCCUGUAGAAAUCUUGGUUGAAGUUUGCGUUUGCGCAUUCGACUGAAAAGCGGGGAGAGGAGCCGCGGAAAAGAAAGCACUGAUCGUUGGGUUUAAAAUGCAGCGGUGACACUUAUUCAGCCCACAUAAGGGAACUGGACGCUUCACAAAGGACAGGGCUGAACCUCUUCGCACUGUCAUGGAAUACAGUCACAUCACCCAGAUAAUGAUCAUGGCAAUUUUGCUGGCCUAUGGUGCAGUGCGAGGAGAUGACAGCAGCGUGGAUGGAGGCGAAGGAAACGCAGAGACGGAUUCGUCGCUGUACGCGAAGCGCCAGUCGAUGUGGUUUGGGCCACGCCUCGGGCGCAACAAGCGCACCCAGUAUGACAUCACCCUGGGCGCAGGCAAUGAUAACAGCCUGCUGCCGCCGCCACACGAAAACAUUCUCGACUUACUGCGCGACUCCAACUGGGCUAUCAUACCUGUCACUAGCGGUGACAGCAGCGAGCCGUCGUGGGUGUCGCGACUGGGUCGCACCGAGGAUGACGAGGAGGCGAUGGAAGCGUCGCGAUCCCCCCCUUUCGCCCCCCGCCUCGGCCGGCGACGCCAUCUUGUGUCGGCGCAGUUUGCACCACGACUCGGUCGCACCUACGUCACAACUGCCAAUGCCGGCUCAGCCCACCACUCAUAACUCUACUCAUUCACCUCUCAUUUCUGUAGCGAGUUAUUUCAAUAAAAUCCGUUAGAUAAUUGAGGUCAGAAAAUUAUAUGAUAACUGUUCAGCUCUUAUUUCUGUAAUUAUCUUAUUCUGAUACGUCAAAUCCAUUAAAUACUUGAGGUUCAGAAAAGCCUAUAAUUUGAUUUUGUAACUAAAUCCAAUCAACUACUAUUGUUCGAGGUUAUUGAGGUCCAGAAUACUCCAGGUUCCACUAUUGAAUACUUGAGGUUCAGAAAUUUCUAUUAUUUGAUUAUGAUCAUUUGACUAUAUUUAAAAUCCAAAAAACUAGAUCCUAUCAACUACUACUGACUAAACUACUAUAUUGUUUCAUAAUGGUUUGAGUUAAGAAAAUCAUGUUAUUAAAACUGUGUCUGUAAAGAAAUAAAAACCAUUGAUAUAUACAAA